Molecule: messenger RNA, 806 nt
Organism: Leucoraja erinaceus (little skate)
Lineage: Eukaryota; Metazoa; Chordata; Chondrichthyes; Rajiformes; Rajidae
Gene: mrps34
Product: mitochondrial ribosomal protein S34
Exons: 3
Coding region: 49-708 (219 amino acids)
Biological process (GO): mitochondrial translation
Cellular component (GO): mitochondrion; mitochondrial small ribosomal subunit
Molecular function (GO): structural constituent of ribosome
Source: RefSeq, a predicted model, not a curated record
GGUGGGCGGCGGCGGUGCCCCCCGCUCUAGGGUCCGGGUGCGGUUGCUAUGGGGGGCAAGAAGAAGGUGCGCGCCAUCGCGGCGCUGGCCCGGCGGGUGCGGGAAUACUGGGCGCAGCGGGACCGGCGCCAGCGGCGGGACAGCCAGCGGCUGGAGCUCGACUACGGCACCAUGAGGCGGGUGGCCAGCGGCAAGCGGCUCCCGGUCCUCGCCCACCGCGACAUCCGCACCGAGAGCCGCCUCUUCCCGCUGCUCGCCCGCCUGCCGCUCUUCGGCAUCGGCCGCAUGGUCACCACCAAGUCGUGGCUGCUGGCGCACGGCCCGGCCUGUUACUGGCGGGUGGACAAGGUCAGGGUGGACUACACGGCCCAGGAUCUGGACCAUGGAAAAGCCUGGGGUGUGCUAACUUUCAAAGGGAAGACGGAAGACACAGUUAGAGAAAUCGAUAGGGUCAUGUAUCACGACUGGCGCCUGGUGCCAAAACACGAGGAAGAAGAUUUCAUGAGUUUCACGCAUGUUCCUGAAGAGCAUAUCCGCUAUGUUCCUUAUCCUCCUCUGCUCCGUGCUAUGAUACUGGCUGAGAGAGAGAAAAUGGGGGAGCCCGCAGGAGAGGAGCCCAUGAUCGACCUAGAAAGAAUUCGCCACUUUCCAAAGGACUACUUUAAAAACCUAGACUUGACGAAACAAGCUGAGGGGACUGCAGUGUGAUAGAGGUGCAUCGCACUCGCAUGUUGGACAAAAAAGGUGAAUCUGGUCUUCUCUUGCAGCUUCUGACACGCGAGAAUUUAAUAAAGAUCAUUUUUGUA